AUGGACCGCAGGUUGCAAGGGGCUCUUCGGUCCCCGAGUUUGCGCCCCUGCAACGUGUCUCUCCUUGGAGACCUCCCUUUCCAGAGAGCGCGUUCCCGGGCGCUGACGCCGCGCGUCGAGGGACGCUCGGGUUCUGGAGAAACCGGUCGGGACCGACCUGUCCGGGUGUGGCGAGCCGAACCGGCAGGCAGCCCCCCGGGCGGGGGCGCCCCUUCCCAGGCACUGGGCGGCUACGCCCUGGGCCCGCGCCCCUUUGUGCGGCCGCGGACGGGCACCAUGCUGUCCACCGCGGGCAGGUAUGCGGUGAAGAAGAGGAAAAAGCCGGUGCGAAGGAGUCCUAAACCACAGCCUCCAGAGGGAGCCAAGUCCAGCCCUUCUAAACGGCACCGGGACCGCCUGAAUCAAGAGCUGAGCAAACUGACCAACUUGCUGCCCUUCCCCGAGGAUGUGCGGGCCCGCCUUGACAAACUCUCCAUCCUCAGGCUGAGUGUGGGCUAUCUAAAGGUGAAGAGCUACUUCGCAGACAACCAGCCACAUCCCCAGAACCAGCCUACCCAGGGCCACUCUGGUGGUCCUGAGCCACAGCACAGAGCCACCCUAAGGGACAGCAUUGAAGACUGCCCAGCUGACCCACCCGUGAAUCCAGGAGGAAGUGAGCAUACCUCUCCACAGGUCAAUCUACAACUGUUUCCUGAAGGGGACUUGCUUCUUCAGGCUCUCAAUGGCUUCCUCAUGGCUGUUACAGAGGAUGGCUAUGUUUUCUACGUCUCUCCCACAGUCCAGGACUACCUGGGGUUUCAUCAAUCAGAUAUCAUCUAUCAGAGUGUGUUCGAACUGAUCCACAAGGAGGACAGAGCCAUGUUCCGGAGCCAGUUUCUCUGGCCUGCAGAUGCAGCACCUGUCAGCAGAGAGGGUGAGCAGGACAUCCACCCUCUGCCAGGAGAGAAGUUUCUCUCACUUAGUGGCACCUCCACCGACAGCCUGCAGCAUCAGCCCUUGGAUGACCCCUCCUAUCUGGAAAGAAGUUUUGUUUGUCGGUUCCGCUGCCUGCUGGACAAUUCUUCCGGGUUUCUGGAGUUGAAUUUCCAUGGCCAUCUUAAGUUCCUCCCUGGACAGAACAAUAGGUCAGAAGAUGGUAUCCUCAUGUCUCCUCAGCGCACCCUGUUUGCCAUUGCAGCACCUUGCCAGCCACUCACCAUCCUGGAGCUCCAAGACAAAACAUUUCUUUUCCAAACAAAACACAAAUUGGAUUUCACACCUAUAGCCUGUGAUUCCAGAGGCAAGCUGGUCCUGGGUUACACCGACAGCGAACUCUGCAGGACGGGCUCCGGCUACCAGUUCGUCCACGCGGCCGACAUGACGCACUGCGCCGAGAACCACGUGCGGCUGAUGAGGACGGGCGAGAGCGGCCUCACGGUGUUCCGGCUGCUCACCAAGGAGGCCGGCUGGCUGUGGGUGCAGUCCAACGCCCGCCUGCUGUUCCGCGGCGGCCAGCCCGACUACAUCGUCGCCCGACAGCGGGCCCUGACGAAUGCAGAGGGGGAGGAGCACCUGCGCAAGAGGGCCCUGCAGCUGCCAUUCAUCUUCACCACAGGGGAAGCCAUCCUGUAUGACAGCAGCCCCCUGAGCCCUGUGACUGCCCCCCCAGCCAGGAAGCGGAUCAGGGCAAGGAAGGGCACCCCCACUGGUCAGGGCCCUGUGCACCCAGGCUCUCUUCUGGGAGCCAUGAUGCAGCAAGAUGAAUCCAUAUACUUGUCCUGCAUUGCCCCAACCCCACAAGGCUCACUCUUGGAGAGGUGGAGGUCCAAUGACAGUCAUGAGUGCAAGGAAGAGCAAGAGGAGGAGGAAGACCACUCCCUCCUGGCUCUCACUGAGACCCUGCUGGAGAAGGACACAGAAGAACAGCCUGAUCUCUGCUCCACUCUCCAGCACCUGGGGGUCACCGACCUCAGCCAGCGUCUGUGGGAAGAGAGCCUUCUCAGGGCUGACUCAGGCCCUGCAGGAUCUCAGAAUUGCCACCCACUACCACCCAGCCAGGGAGGGGGCGCCCACAGGGGAAAGGAAGUGCUUUUUCAUGACAGUGGGAAUGUGGCACUGCCCCCACCAUCCAGCACAACUGCGCCACAGACCCUGAAGCCACAGCCUUCACUGGGCUCGGGCCAGCUCAGCAUGGAAGUGACUCCACCUCAGCACAUGGGCACAGUGCCCGGCUACCUUCACACACACACCCAGCAUUUUCUCAUCUCUGGCCCCACACUCCAGAGUUCUCCACAGUGGCAGCUUCAGCACAGCCAGGAUAUGCCUUUGAAUUUCAGGAUAUGCCAGAAACCAACAAUAUUUGACCUCAGCCCCCUCCCUGAGGCCUCCAGCCCCAGCCAACCUGGCCAGGUGUUUCAGCCAAACCACACCUCUUCACUCCCUUUAGGAGAAAAUGUCCCUGGACACCUGGCUGACCCAGGUGCUCGUGUUCUGGAUUUUUGCAAAGAACCGGUGACCUGGACGGCCUCACACAGUGGCAUAGGCAGCAGCCAAGGCAAGAGCCCAGCUGAAGCCACAAUGCACAGCAAGGACAGAUGGGUCAUCGCAGCCCCAGGGGCUGUGGGGAGACCCCAGGUGCAGUCCAGCCUGACCCUGCCUCACUGCCCUCCUGACUCUGCCUGGCCACCUGCAUCUAUGCAGGGCAGCCGUGACAUCUAGCUCCAGCAGUGUGACCAAAACAAAGUGCACAGCACCAUAGCACUUGGGAUUCCAGGCCCAAAAGGAAGCACGUUUUCCUCCAAAUUCUGACUUAGAAAGACUGUAUUGUGCUUUUUGCCCCUGUCUGUGGACAUGAUCUGGAAUCUUAACUACUGACAUUUUCCCUGGAAUUGAAGUAUCUUAAAUUUUUCAUAUUGCUGGGUGAAUAUUUAACUUUUUUCUAUGUGUAUAAAUACACACUUAUCUGAAAGCUUAUUCUCUGGAUCCCAAAGGGGUGUGUGUGUGUGUGUGUGUGUGUGUGUGUGUGUGU
Zalophus californianus (California sea lion) is the source of this 3007-nucleotide messenger RNA. Its product is annotated as aryl hydrocarbon receptor-like. Gene Ontology annotation, cellular component: nucleus; aryl hydrocarbon receptor complex. Gene Ontology annotation, biological process: regulation of transcription by RNA polymerase II. The transcript has 14 exons. The coding region runs from base 1 to 2697 and encodes 898 amino acids. Gene Ontology annotation, molecular function: protein dimerization activity; transcription cis-regulatory region binding; nuclear receptor activity. Lineage: Eukaryota; Metazoa; Chordata; Mammalia; Carnivora; Otariidae. The record is from RefSeq and is a predicted model, not a curated record.